This is a messenger RNA of Talpa occidentalis (Iberian mole), 2578 nucleotides long. It is a transcript of the gene BEGAIN, whose product is annotated as brain enriched guanylate kinase associated. The record is from RefSeq and is a predicted model, not a curated record. Gene Ontology annotation, cellular component: synapse. NCBI's taxonomy places the organism in Eukaryota, Metazoa, Chordata, Mammalia, Eulipotyphla, Talpidae.
CCCGGAAUCUGAGGCCCGCGGGGCCCCCGACCGAAGAGUGCGAGGCCCCCGAUGCCACCCCCCGGCGGCGCCUCUGCCGCAGACAUGGAGAAACUCAGCGCGCUGCAGGAGCAGAAGGGCGAGCUGCGCAAGCGGCUGUCCUACACCACGCACAAGCUGGAGAAGCUGGAGACGGAGUUCGACUCCACGCGCCACUACCUGGAGAUCGAGCUGCGGCGCGCGCAGGAGGAGCUGGAGAAGGUCACGGAGAAGCUGCGCAGGAUCCAGAGCAACUACAUGGCGCUGCAGAGGAUCAACCAGGAGCUGGAGGACAAGCUGUACCGCAUGGGCCAGCACUAUGAGGAAGAGAAGCGAGCGCUAAGCCACGAGAUAGUCGCCCUCAACAGCCAUCUGCUGGAGGCCAAGGUGACCAUCGACAAGCUGUCAGAGGACAACGAGCUCUAUAGGAAGGACUGCAACCUAGCGGCCCAGCUGCUGCGGUGCAGCCAGACCUACGGCAGGGUCCAUAAGGUGUCCGAGCUGCCCUCGGACUUCCAGGAGCGAGUGAGCCUGCACAUGGAGAAGCACGGCCGCAGCCUGCCGUCCCCGCUGUGCCACCCGGCCUACGCCGACAGCGUGCCCACCUGUGUCAUCGCCAAGGUGCUGGAGAAGCCGGACCCCGCCAGCCUGUCCUCCCGCCUGUCAGACGCCUCCGCCCGGGACCUGGCCUUCCGCGACGGGGUGGAGAAGCCGGGGCCGCGGCCCCCCUACAAGGGGGACCUCUACUGCAGCGACACGGCCCUCUACUGCCCCGAGGAGCGGCCGCGCGACCGGCGGCCCAGCGUGGACGCCCCCGUGACCGACGUGGGCUUCCUGCGGGCGCACAACUCUGACAGUGCGGCCGAGGACGACGAGGAGGCCGAGGCCGCUGCCUUCCCCGCCGGCUUCCGGCAUGAGGCCUUCCCCGGCUACGCAGGCUCGCUGCCCACGUCCAGCUCCUACUCCAGCUUCAGCGCCACGUCCGAGGAGAAGGAGCACGCGCAGGCCAGCACGCUGACCGCCUCGCAGCAGGCCAUCUACCUGAACAGCCGCGACGAGCUCUUUGACCGCAAGCCGCCCGCUGCCGCGGCCGCCUACCAGGGCAGCCCACGCUUCGCCAAGGCCACGGCCACGGCCACAGUGGCCGCCCCGCUUGAGGCCGAGGUGGCCCCCGGCUUUGCGCAGACCAUGUCCCCCUACCCAGCGGAGUCCUUCCGCUUCCCAGCCUCCCCGGGCCCCCAGCCAGCCCUGAUGCCCCCCAACUUGUGGAGCCUGCGAGCCAAGCCGGGGUCGGCGCGGCUCCCGGGGGAGGACCGGCGUGGCCAGUGGCGGCCGUUGAGCGUGGAGGACAUCGGCGCCUACUCCUACCCUGCCACUCCCGCCGGCCGUGCCUCGCCCUGCAGCUUCUCGGAACGUUACUACAGCAGCGGGGGCAGCCCCAGCAAGCAGGCCGAGGGCCGCGAGCCCCUGUACGCCAGCUACCAGGCCGACAGCUUCUCGGAGGCCGAAGACCUCGCGCCUGGCCACCUCGCCGAGCCCUGCUUCCUCCGGGCCGGCGGCGACCUGAGCCUCAGCCCCAGCCGCUCUGCCGACCCGCGGCCCAGCUACGCGCCCAGCGAGGGGGACGGGGAGCGGCUCGGGGUGCAGCUGUGCGGGCCGGGGGGCAGCCCCGAGCCUGAGCCCACCCUCCACAGUUCCAGGGACUCCUUGGAGCCCAGCUCCAUGGAGGCCUCCCCGGAGAUGCACCCUGCCGCCCGCCUCAGCCCCCAGCCGGCCUUCCCACGGACUGGUGGCUCCGGGGGGCUCAGCCGUAAGGACAGCCUCACCAAAGCCCAGCUCUACGGAACCUUGCUCAACUGAGCGCCCGCGGGCAGGCCGCGGCCACCCCGCCACCGCCAAGGCCCGGCCCGGCCACCCAGGACCCCUCCUCCACCCGAGCGCUGGAGCCUGCCCGGAGCUCUCCCUCCACCGUCUGGUCGCCCCAGCCCCCACAAGGGACUCCCCUUUGGAACGUUUUACACACACAUCCUGCCCAACCUGAGAUGAGAAUUCCCCCCUUUUAUAAAGUGAAACUAUUUUUAUAGCGAAAAAGGGUCUUUCUUAACGCACUUGCCUCCAGCUCCCUGGAUGGCAGCCUUGGCGUUUUCAACACAAAGCUCCUUUAUUUUUCUGGUGAGGGCACGUGGGGCCUGCCCCUUGGGAGGGCAGGAUGGUGUCCUGGGGAGACCCAGCUCCCCACGGGGGAGACACCCCAGCCAGCCAGUGACAAGGGAACCCCGAAGCUCUGUCUACCAAGAGGGGAAUUGGAGCGGUGAAGGGAUGUGACCUGUGUUUAAACUGUCCUCGCAGCGUGGCCGACGCCCCGAGCUCUUCCGUGGUCCGCAGUCCCGAGUGGGGCCGGUGCUCGUCCCCCAGCGUCCCGCUCCCCGGCACCACCUCACCCUACCUCAGAAGCGAUGAGGCCUCUGCCCCUGGCCCGGUGUUGCUUUCUGUCGUCUGCAUGCAUGCCCCGUCUCCGUCAGUGCUGUAUUUUGCAUUCGUUAAUAAAAGACAAACGUGG